CACACAGAGAGAGAACGAAACAGAGCCGGUGGGUGAGAGCUCGGCAGCCGCUGCGUCCGUUGGUCGCCUCCUCUCUGACGGCUCACCCGGUGCUCGAGGCGGGAACGCAGGACUACAAAGGAGAUCAGAACUACUACCCCCAUCAUUGCUCCUCAUGUUGCUGCACGAGACCAGUGCCGGAGACCUCCUGACACGAGCCGCAGCCCAAGGAGACUUGGCUGAGGUGAAGAGACUUCUCUACCAGGAACGCAUCCAUCCUGACUGUCUGAACCGCUUUGGGAGGACCGCCCUGCAGGUGAUGAUGUUUGGCAGUACACCGGUGGCAUCCGAGCUGCUGAAGCAGGGCGCCAGCCCAAAUAUUCAGGACUCGUACGGCAUCUCCCCAGCCCACGAUGCCGCCCGGAUGGGUUUCCUGGACACCCUGCAAGUCUUGGUCCAAUAUGGAGCUGACGUCAACACUCCUGAUGCCUCGGGCUGUCUCCCCGUCCACCUGGCUCUCCGAGAGGGUCAUAUUCCCGUCAUCGCCUACCUCGCCUCACGUUCCAACUUACAGCACCAGGACCGAGAGGGCAGGACCCCCCCGCAGCUCGCCUCCAUGUUGGAUCCUAACCUGGCGGCCGUUUUAGAACUGCAUAGGUAGAAAAGUAUAAUGUAUGGGACGGACAAGUGGCGCAGCUUCACUCCUUACACUAUCCUCGUGCCUCACCAUAUGAUGCCACGUAUGUGAGCAGCCAGUACCACGCACCCGGACAGCGGCCAUUUUUACUGAUUUAAUAACAGUGUCGCUUCCUAGUAGCCAGUAAAGCAGAUAUAACUGGCACCCAGUGAUCUGAUUGGUCAUUGGUCCUAAUAUGACGCCUGACUCACAGUGCGCCCGACCAUGUCCUAUAGCUAUACAAACCGUACCUAGGUGCGCACCCUAAACCUCGGGGGGCAGGACUACAUCUCCCCUCACAGAAGUCUAAAUGCAAUGUGUAUGUGGCCG
Bufo bufo (common toad) is the source of this 985-nucleotide messenger RNA. RefSeq names its product cyclin dependent kinase inhibitor 2D (gene CDKN2D). Gene Ontology annotation, molecular function: protein kinase binding; cyclin-dependent protein serine/threonine kinase inhibitor activity. The transcript has 3 exons. Lineage: Eukaryota; Metazoa; Chordata; Amphibia; Anura; Bufonidae. Gene Ontology annotation, cellular component: nucleus. Gene Ontology annotation, biological process: regulation of cyclin-dependent protein serine/threonine kinase activity; negative regulation of cell population proliferation. The record is from RefSeq and is a predicted model, not a curated record. The coding region runs from base 155 to 640 and encodes 161 amino acids.